UGGAGUUCAUCCUCCAGUCACGGUGACACGGCGCUAAUUAACUCCACUACGCCGUACAGCACACGUGCGCUUAGUUUAGACGCCUUUCACUGGGGAACUUGUCAACACACUGUUGGAAGCAAUAAGCUUUAGCACAUAGUACUCGUUCAGCUAUCGCUUCCACAAUGUUCAUUACAGAUGUGGACGGAGAAGGCAGUAUAAAAGAUUGCAGUAAAUGACUACUUGGAUGAAAAGCUGGCCCUCGUGAAAUCUAACGACACCAAGGAAGGAAAUCAUUCUGUCAUCUGCUCUUCACAAUAAAUAUAGACAAUAGUGUGCGUGUCCUAGGAAACACAAGGAGGAGAAGCUGCUGGGAAGACAUGCUGUAAUUCAUUUAUGGAAAUAAAGUGAAGCGAGACAUACCUGCGUUAGACCUGCAUUUACCUUGUUGAUAUUCCUCCAUCUUGUGCAAAACUCGAUUCCCUUAAAGGCUGAGGAUACAUCUCAAACACGAAAGACAUGUCAAUAGGACUAAAGCAAGUAUUUAACAAGGACAAGACAUUUCGACCCAAGAGAAAGUUUGACCCUGGCACACAAAGGUUUGAGUUACACAAACGGGCUCAGGCAUCGCUGAGCUCCGGAGUUGACUUGAAGGCUACGGUUCAGCUGCCCAAUGGAGAGGACCUCAAUGACUGGGUGGCUGUUCAUGUGGUUGACUUUUUCAAUAGGAUUAACCUCAUCUACGGUACCAUUUGUGACUCCUGCACAGAGACCACGUGUCCUGUUAUGUCUGGGGGUCCAAAAUAUGAGUAUAGAUGGCAAGAUGACCUGAAAUACAAGAAACCUACUGCCUUACCAGCACCUCGUUAUAUGAACCUACUCAUGGACUGGAUUGAAGUGCAAAUUAACAAUGAAGAUAUCUUUCCUACUAGUGUGGGAGUUCCUUUUCCAAAGAAUUUCCUGCAGAUCUGCAAGAAGAUACUGUGCAGACUAUUCCGUGUAUUCGUCCAUGUAUACAUUCAUCACUUUGACCGCAUCAUAAUCAUGGGAGCAGAAGCACACGUCAAUACCUGCUACAAACACUUUUACUACUUUGUGACAGAAUUGAACCUCAUAGACCGGAAGGAGCUAGAACCAUUGAAAGAAAUGACAGUGCGGAUGUGCCAGUGAAGGUCGAUGUCGCCUGAUGUCAGAGGAACUGUCAGCUUCUUCAUUAUAACAUAUGAUUAAUCUGUGGAUGACCUAAAUGUAACUGUCAACGUGGACUGAAAAGCAUACGGCUUCUUCCAUUCCUGGAUCUCUCCCAGUUUCUGAACUCCACCAAUGCUGCUAAGACGACUCUGUGGAUGGGUGUCAUGGGACCAUUUCACAUUCUCUCCAUGGAUGACCCAUGACAAGAACUACAUUAUAUUAUGCCCAAAAAUGUUGCUGCAUAGCAUGACCAAACUUCAGGGUUUCACAGAUGAAUUUUUACUAUUUUUAAUUAACUGAUUUUUACUAAUGUCAAAUUACAUCUUUCUAUUUUACGUAGAACACUUUUUACUACUUACAGGGCUUUUAGAAUUUUUAUUAAGGACCAGUGAUGAUUAAUUUUAUAUCUUGGAAAUCUGGAUAAGAGUUUUAAAUUUGAAUUUAGAGGUUUGUUUAAUAAUAGUGUGAUUAACGGUACAAUGGACAGAUGUAGUGUAAUAAAAGCUCUCUGUGUUCUUGUAGUGCCUCA
Messenger RNA from Rana temporaria (common frog), 1699 nucleotides. RefSeq names its product MOB kinase activator 3B (gene MOB3B). NCBI's taxonomy places the organism in Eukaryota, Metazoa, Chordata, Amphibia, Anura, Ranidae. Gene Ontology annotation, biological process: signal transduction; positive regulation of protein phosphorylation. Bases 499 to 1149 code for a protein of 216 amino acids. The transcript has 4 exons. Gene Ontology annotation, molecular function: protein kinase activator activity. The record is from RefSeq and is a predicted model, not a curated record. Gene Ontology annotation, cellular component: nucleus; cytoplasm.